Messenger RNA from Mesorhabditis belari, 657 nucleotides. The record is from the annotation of a GenBank genome assembly. Lineage: Eukaryota; Metazoa; Nematoda; Chromadorea; Rhabditida; Rhabditidae.
AUGCCAUUGCCAAGAAUUGCGGAUUUGAACGAGAUGAUCAAUACACGACAGAAGGCCGACCCCCAAAAAAUGGUUCAAAUCUGGCAAGUGGUACGUCCGGAGCUUCCGUUUGAUUACUAUGCAAAGAAGUACAAAUUUUGUGGAUGUUCACAUGUGAAGAUAGCAGCAUGUACGGUCCUUUUCGUGUCUCUAGGCAUGUUGGUCUACCGAAUCAUCGCCACGAUUUGGUCUGGAUGGGCGAUCAUGCAAAUAAUCAUGCUACCAAUCGAGGUGAUCGCUUUGAUUGCUCUAUUCAUCGGAUUAAAAGCCGAGCAUCCGACUGCACUUCUACCAUAUCUGCUAGCAAAAGCUUUAAUGAUAACUUUCUAUGCGUAUUAUGCGAUUCGUUACGCAAUCACAGCAAUUAAUACCGACAGCGAGAUGGGAUAUGGAAAAGAGUUGAAAACAAAAAAGGAUCACACGAUUGAAGUCUUCCAUACACAAAUGUCCGUCGAAAGCGCGUCAAUCUUCAUGACGAUCUCGUGUCUUGUGCGGGUGGUUGUUUACUCGAUUUUCUUCUACAUUGUCUACAAAUGUCGUCACUAUUUCGUUGAUUUGCAGCGAGCAAAACGCGAAAAAGAGCCGACAGUCACUUACUUCUCGAAUCAAACCUUUGCU